Patella vulgata (common limpet) is the source of this 5173-nucleotide messenger RNA. RefSeq names its product paired box protein Pax-5. Gene Ontology annotation, molecular function: RNA polymerase II cis-regulatory region sequence-specific DNA binding; DNA-binding transcription factor activity, RNA polymerase II-specific. NCBI's taxonomy places the organism in Eukaryota, Metazoa, Mollusca, Gastropoda, Patellidae. The coding region runs from base 741 to 2378 and encodes 545 amino acids. The record is from RefSeq and is a predicted model, not a curated record. Gene Ontology annotation, biological process: anatomical structure development; regulation of transcription by RNA polymerase II. The transcript is spliced from 11 exons.
UCAAGAUUUGCUGAAGGGCUUGAUCAGGCAGUGUUAAGACUUUUCUCAACAUCUUUCUUGCUAUUAAUACAACACAUGUACAGCUAGAAGUUGAGUCGGUUAAAGCGUGCGUCACUUGACGGUACUCGUGAAGAAAUUAACACUAAUUGUGAAACAAGCGUUCUCUCUCGUCUCACCGCAACGCACAUGUAUUAAUCAGAAGACAAACCUCGCCGAGGUGUCGAAUUCUGGAUUUGCAUGCUGAUCUCGGUGCUUGCUGUAUGUAUGAUGAGCAUUCCAUCGCAGUAAAGAGAAGAGGGCUCACCAUUUCGCCAUUUGUCUCCUUCAUUAAUGGGCACAUGAAAAUUCAUGUCCAUUGGCAAGACAGUAAUUUACACCGGUGGGAGAGAGCCUCAUUUAUUUGAUAGCUUGUGUUGAAUAACUUGUGUGGACUAAAGUUUUCAGUGUUGUCGCAGCUUCUAAACAUAGUGCAUCUGCCUUUUGUUGUUGUUUUUUACGGAUGAGACUUGGACUACGAAACGAUUAACAAUCAUUAUUCAAUUAAGUGAUUAAUAAACUUUAAUGGGAAGAUAAAGCUGUUCUUUAGCACUUUGAACAAUUGCCAGUCAUUUUGGAAGAGAUACAGCAAAGUUAUAACUGAUUUGUGUUUUUCACCAACUGAAACUUGCUCGGACUUUUUUGUGUACUAGCUGAACUUUUGAAAAUUGUUAUAUGGUAAUUUCGUCGAAGUGGAUAAAAGAAUGGACAUGAUAUAUUUUGGGGAGGGUGGAAGUUAUCCCUUUAGAACGGGGUAUAACUACCCCCAAGUGAACCCUCAUUGUAAAUACGAAUUCCCAUCAGCCUGCUCUUAUGCGAACUUUAAUCAGGGGGCCGAGGGCAAUGGGUACUUCUCCCCCACCAUGGGACCUUACGGGCCUUUCAGCCAAGCAGCAGCGGCGACGUGUGCCAGUUAUUUUCAGAGAAAAGGUGGUAGAAUAAAAGGUCAUGGAGGAGUGAAUCAACUAGGAGGAGUGUUUGUAAAUGGUCGACCUCUACCAGAAGUAGUCAGAAAUCGUAUUGUAGAUUUAGCUCAUCAAGGCGUAAGACCAUGUGAUAUUUCUCGUCAAUUACGUGUUUCUCAUGGCUGUGUUAGUAAAAUAUUAGGCAGAUAUUAUGAAACUGGUUCUAUUCGACCGGGAGUUAUUGGCGGGUCCAAACCAAAGGUUGCCACUCCGAAAGUUGUGGAUGCCAUCACACAAUAUAAAAUUGACAAUCCUACAAUGUUUGCCUGGGAAAUUCGUGAUAGAUUAUUAGCAGAAAAUGUUUGUUCCCAAGAUAAUGUACCCAGUGUGAGUUCAAUAAACAGAAUUGUCCGAAAUCAGGCUUCAGAUCGAGCCAAGUUGGAACCAAGUCACGAAAACGAACAUCAACAGAGUCCAACAUCAAUGACUGGCGAUCUAGUUUCUCACUCCUCUUCCUCCCCUAAUGGCGACGGUUCACAACGACCCAGUGGUGGUUACACAAUAAGUGGAAUUCUCAACACACCAACAACAGCGAAACGAAAAGGGGAUAGCGAUUCAGUAACGAAUGGAAAUAAUGAUGGAGAAAGACUUGACUUAUGGUAUGAAAGACAAGCUAAAAUUCCCCGAACCGAAGAUUCAAGCAUAGAACAAGCACAAAUAUUACCCAAUGGUCAAGUUGCUGUUUACGCUACCGGUUACCCUCAAUUCACUGCUAAUCCCUCUACAGAAGUAAAACAAGAAUUCCAUAUAACAACCGGCAAUAGUACAGAUUCCCAUAAUUCAGCAGGUGCAUACAGCCCCGCUAUAGGUUCUUCAAUCUCACCAAUUAACACUGCUGCUACCCCAGGCAUUAAUGAACGAAAACCAGUGAUUGUAACAGUUAUAUCAGAACAUUCGGAAACGCCACCUCUCAAAUACGAAGAAGCCACCAACAACAAUGAACCCUCUCCCACCUCCAAGAGUAGCACCCCAAAUAUAUCCGGAAGUACGACUUUUACCGAGUUGAAACCAGUUCCGUCGGUCACGCCAAUCAAUCAAUAUACACCACUUCCGUCUAUUGGACAGUUUUCAAGUAAGCACCUGGCACCAGCCAUUAGUUACAGUACAAACCCUACACCAUAUUCUAGCCAAUCAGCAGUGAAUAGCACAGUUCCCCUUAUGUUAAAUCAAGUUGGCAGUAUAUAUAAUACCGGAAAUGUACCAGCAGGAGAUUAUACAACGUAUAACUCAGUCCCUUACACACAAUAUGGUUCAGCACCCUACACAAUAGAUCCAUCUUACAUGAGAUAUGGAGCGCCAAGUGGCCUUUUAAACACACCCUACUACUACCCACAUAGUGCCCGAACAGAUACUACCACGGCCAUAGGCAAGAGUUAGAAAGUCAACUACUGUCACCACCAUCUUUAUUACGUCAUAAGACCACUUCUCAUCACCACAGAUAGUCUCCGGUUAAAACGAUUGGAUAAAAAUCGUAUGCAUCUGGUGGAACUUUCUUUUUCUUGGAGACAUGCCAGAUGACAUGGAAUAAAAUGACGUAAUUCAUUGAUCAUACAACACUAUACAUUCAAGUUCAUGGGCGUAGCUUCGUGGUAGAAUUGAAUGGGGUAUUGCAGUUGACUGAAAACAAAAUGGCUGACAUUAGAAGCACGUGUUGAUCAUGUGAUGCAGAUUUCCCACUGCUCCUACGUGGGUGCGCCCAUAACAUGAUUUCAGUAUAACAAUGAAGAACUUUAUGUGAUAUGCAUUACUCUAUUUAUAUACAUGUAGGUAGUAUUUACCAUUUAUAUACAAAAUGGUUGAAGACAAAGUCCCAUAUAUCUAGUAUAUAUACGCAAUUUAUAUCAUAAAUAGAAUUAUAUAUAAUUAUAUAAGUACAAACAGAGAGGGAUAUAUAUAUAGAUGAACCACACGAGAGGAGUUACAUAUAUAUCUCUAUAUAUAUAAAUACAGAGAGAUUAUUAUGUGUAUUAUUUAUUUAAUAUUGAACAAAAAAAUAUUAAUUAACAUGGCAUUUUGUUGAUUUGUUUGUGCCAUAUAAAGAAAAAAAAAUAAACCGCUUUGACAUCUCCUGAGAACAUCCAUGUAAACAGCAUUUAGUAACACUUCAUACCGCGUGGUGUUCAUAUAUACUAAUCAAAAUAUUAUUUUGUGUGCAAUAUGUAGGUAAAACAUUGUCAUUGUGUAAAAAAAAUCAAUAAUUUACUUCAUAUAAUAACCAUUUUUAAUCUUAGCCAACGCUUGCAUCAUUUAAGCACAUGACAAAGCUACGCACGUCUUUUUCCUUGUAUUAAACUAGUAUAGCAACUGUUUUAAAAUGAGAGAAACAAUUUUAUUUUCUAUAGUUUGGCGAUUAUUAAUAUUUAAGUCCUAGCCUAUAUCUACAUACGGUUUUAAGUUUUCAAAUGCUACCUUAAGUUGUAAACAAUAAAGCAGUGAAAUGCGUUUAGCUGCUUUUGUAAUUGGCUAAAAAUAGAAGUAAGCUCAUUGUUGUCUAGCUAUAUAUGGAAUUGAAGUUAGCUAUAUGGCCAGUAAAUCGGAUAUGACGUGAUUAGCUAGCUUCCGUGCCCUAAAUUAGACCAAGGGUUUAACGGAAAAGCUAGGAACCAGAUAUGAGAUGAGACUGCUGGAGCUAAUAAUUGGGUAUGAAGUGGUUAUCUAGCUUUCAUACCCUAAAUCAGACCAAGGGUUUAAACGGAAAAGCUAGGAAUCAGAUAUGAGAAUGUAGAAGCUAAUAAUUAGAUAUGAAGUAAGAUAUAUUUAGCUACCAUUGAGCUUAACUAUAGCCAACAUUGGGAUUCUGAAGAAUUGCUCAAAGUAAUUAUUUAGUAUAUACUUACUAUAUAAGAAAUGGUGUAGAUUAGUGUACAAUACGAAAGUAGAAAACAUGUACCAAACCGAACAUCUCGGUCACUUUGCCGGUCCUCGGGUAUUUAAACAUUUUGGACAUUUGCUCAGUUUUUUUUUGCAUAGUUUAUUAUUACAAUUAUUAUUAUUUUAACCAGACAGAAUAUAUACAUCUACAUAUAUGUAUGUCUGUAAUUGUAUUAUAAUCACUGUAGAUAUUUUUAAUAAGAUAAUGCUUCAUUUGUUUAAUUGUUAUGUGUGUAAAAAAUAAACAGUCUUUUUGAGAUUAUAUAUAGACCUAAACUCUACUUCGUUGGAGGGAACGAAUACUCCUUCGAUAAGACUACGGGCGCCCUCUAUUGUGUAAGUUCCCCCAUGAAGGGACAUAACUCUAAGGGCCUCGAGUUUUAUCGACUUGUUACAUAAUAAUUUUCUUGCCAAUAUUCAUUGUUUGCAUUUGUAUAUAUGUGUGAAAAUGGCUCAUAAAUUGAAACGUCAGUAAUAUAAUGCGUUUCUGUUAGAAAUUUCAGAAACCAAUCGACACAUUAAGUUAGUUAGAAAUCCGAACACUUUUAGCUCUUAGUUAUAUACCACACAUUUAUAAGUGCUAUAAACUGACAUCGUCUAAUAUGUAUAUAAUGAACAUAUUAUCUAGAUUUUUCUAUGUUUUUUUCCAAUUGUGUCUCGAAAUAAACGGAAAACAGAAAAAGGAGAGAGUGCCAGUUAUUAUUAAUAUCAAUAAAUAAUAUUAAUAACAAUAAAAACUCACUUGUACAAAAUUCAUUAAUUAACACCCUUGUUUGAAGUAUUUUAAUCUUAUUGUUUUCUGUCCUUUAUUUGACAUAUUAUGUAUUAUAUUAAGACAAUUUGUUACUAUAUAUAUAUAUAUAAACUGCUGAAAUAUUUGUGUUCCCUUUUGUUCUCCAUAACAUUGUCUUAGUUUUAACGUUAACUUCUCUCUUUUUUUUUUACAUAUUUUAACCCGCACAAAACAUGUAAAUGAUAUCAAUACAAAGUUUUAAAAACUUAUUACACUCAUUGCAAGUAUCAUUUGAAAUAAUACCAAUUUUAUUUUUAGGAUUAUUAGUAAUUUCUUCUUUAUCAAUAAACGAACAUAAGGCGGUCAUUUUGUGAUGAUCUGUAAGAUGUCUCAUAUUCCUGUCAGUAUAUUUUAAGAGUUAAAUGUUAUAUGUGUUAAUUCAGUAUUUGUUCAAAUGUUUUUAAGAAACCAUUGCUUAUUAUUAUAUCUACAGAUACCUUCUUCACUAUAAUAUGUAUAGUGUGAAUUUCAUAUGGAAUAAAUCUCAUAUUAUUCUUUUAUUAAAAUA